UGCGGGACGAGGGGAGGGGAUAGUGAGUAGAGCAGAGCAAGUGUGAGAAAUUAGUGAGCGCCAGAUACAAAGAUACAUGGAUACAGCUACGGCUAGAGCUAGGGCUACAGAUACAAAGGGAGCAUGCAAUAAUUGUGGGCGUGUAUGGCAGCAGAUAAAUUACAAUGCAUAAUCCCACCGGCCUCAGCCGAGGUGGCAAGUGGAAAGUGGAAACAGUUACUCAGUCGCCCGACUCAUCCGCGCCGGGCAAUUACACCGAGAUUAUUCCACUCAUGCUACGGGAACAAAUUAUACUUAAACAAAAACAAAAACAAAAAAACAGUAUAAAUAAAUACAAGAAAAAAUGCAAAACUCGUGGAGAAAUGGAGAAAUGAUUGGCGCGGUGAUGGAAUCAAGGCAAAAUAACAUCUCUAGGCAAGCGGCAAACACAAAAGCAAGUCAAGUUCAAUUCAAGAAGCACGAUGUGACGAUUUUAAAAAGAGGUCCAGACUUCGGUGUACCGAAGGGCAAGUACCCUGGCAGUUCUUCAUCGUCAGCCUCCUGUUCGCCGCCUGCUUGGCCCUUGCCCAGAGCAGUGUGAUCCAUGGAUCUGCCUUAUCCUAUGCUCCUGUAG
Drosophila kikkawai is the source of this 613-nucleotide messenger RNA. NCBI's taxonomy places the organism in Eukaryota, Metazoa, Arthropoda, Insecta, Diptera, Drosophilidae. The record is from RefSeq and is a predicted model, not a curated record.